Scleropages formosus (Asian bonytongue) is the source of this 2091-nucleotide messenger RNA. Its product is annotated as calcium/calmodulin-dependent protein kinase kinase 1-like. Gene Ontology annotation, molecular function: protein serine/threonine kinase activity; ATP binding. The record is from RefSeq and is a predicted model, not a curated record. NCBI's taxonomy places the organism in Eukaryota, Metazoa, Chordata, Actinopteri, Osteoglossiformes, Osteoglossidae. Gene Ontology annotation, biological process: CAMKK-AMPK signaling cascade; protein phosphorylation. The coding region runs from base 804 to 1859 and encodes 351 amino acids. The transcript is spliced from 12 exons.
UUUAAGAAGUGAAGAAAAAUUUAAUUAAAAAUAAAUAACACUGAAAAAUGCUGAGACCAGGGAAGCUAGUGUAUGAAGGCAAAACGAACUGUGACGAUGAAAUUAUUUUUUGUGUCACACCCCUCUUAGCACAUCGGGGAUCACCUGCGGUAGAUCAUUGGACAGGUGCAUAAAAAGGGCAGCUCAGAGCACAAGCAGACGCGGAACCUUGCAGCCCUACUCCUUACUAUCAUUCAGUGUGCUCGUUACCUUGCCUACCUUUCCCGUUUCACCCGUCCUCUCCCCUGACCCAUUUCCGCUCCUAGUCUUUUCUGCACUCAAUGCCAAUGGUUUCCACGAUCUUCUGCCUGUUUCCCGGAUUAGUUUUUGGAUUGUCCUCUUGAUCACGUCUGUACAUCGGCAACCCUUUGCUUGUUUUUGACUACGGUUCCUGGAUUCUCUUAUUAAACUCCGACGCUCUGCACUUGGGUCCGAUGGCUUCUUUCCAGUAUGACACCAUGACAUUAUGUGUCCAUUCCUAUAAGAAGGGAACAUUGAGUUUGUACAGUUGACAUCUUCUACAAAAUCCAGCCUAUCUAUCGUGGUAUACAGUCAAGCUCUCUGUUAAAAUGAUUCAUUUUAACAGCUUUCUAAAAAAUGAAAGCCCCCCUUUUUUGCUUCCUUCAUGUCUGGUAGCAUGCUGAAGCCAGUUACAUUCAUUGUUUCACUAACCCAUCUAUUCCCAGGAUUGUGUUCAGCUCAACCAGUACAAGUUGAAGAGUGAAAUUGAGAAGGGCUCCUACAGGUGGUAAAAUUGGCCUACAAUGAAGAUGAUGACAAAUAUUAUGUCGCCCCCUCCCAGAGGACAGGAAAGUGUCCAAGGACAGGAGCCUAAGAUCCUUGGAUCACUGGAGAGAGUAUACCAGGAGAUGGCAAUCCUGAAGAAGCUGAACCAUCUGAAUGUUGUCAAACUAGUGGAGGUUCUUGAUGAUCCUAAUGAAGACAGUCUUCAUAUGGCAUUUGAGUUAAUGCAGAGAGGGAAGCAAGUGGCUGGAUACAUGGGAAAAGGAAAGUGGUUGGGGCUACCUGCUGCUGUGAUACCCAGUCUGGCAGACUUGUUUGUAUUUCUGGUUCUACUCAGACCUGUUAUAGAAGUUCACACCGACAAACCAUUCACAGAGGAACAGGCUUGCAUCUACUUCAGAGACAUCGUCCUGGGCGUUGAAUACUUGCACUUUCAAAAAAUCAUCCAUCGGGACAUCAAGCCCUCCAACCUGCUUCUGGGGGAUGACGGGCAUGUGAAGAUUGCAGACUUUGGGGUCAGUAAUGAGUUCAAGGGCAGCGAUGCCCAGCUCUCCAGCACUGCCGGGACACCUGCCUUCAUGGCCCCAGAGACCCUGACAGACGAGCUUCAGAGCUUCAGCGGGAAGGCUCUUGAUGUGUGGGCAAUGGGAGUCACCCUUUACUGCUUUGUGUUUGGAAAGUGCCCUUUUACAGAUGAGUAUAUUCUGGCUUUGCACAGACGGAUUAGAACCCAACCUGUGGAGUUCCCAGAUACGCCGACUAUCAGCAAUGAUCUUAAGGAUCUGAUCCUGAGAAUGCUGGAGAAAAACCCCAACACAAGGAUCACAGUUCCUGAAAUCAAGUUGCACCCGUGGGUAAGCAAAAAUGGUACAGCGCCUCUGCCAUUAGAGGAAGAGCACUGCACGGUAGUCGAGGUGACAGAGGAGGAGGUGCAGAACUCAGUCAAGCUCAUCCCCAGCCUGUCCGCCAUGAUCCUGGUCAAAGCCAUGCUGAGGAAGCGCUCUUUCAGCAACCCCUUUGAGUACCUGGCCAGGAAGGAGAGAUCCAUGUCCGCCCCAGGGAAACUGCUGAUGUAAGUGGGGCAUUGCUUCGCCAUUACAAUAGCCUGAUCUUGAUGCAUUGUCAUCAUUGUUUUAGUCCUUACUCUGAUCCAUGUGCAAAGAUCCACUUGCGUGAGUUUGUAAGGAUUCGCUCGCUCACUCACUCAUUAUCAUUUACUGUGUGUCCAAAUCAGGGUUGCAGCAGCCUGGAGCCUAUCCAGGAAGCACAGGACUCUAGGCUAAGAAUCAAUAGAUGUCAGUGCAAUUC